This is a messenger RNA of Moneuplotes crassus, 282 nucleotides long. The record is from the annotation of a GenBank genome assembly. NCBI's taxonomy places the organism in Eukaryota, Ciliophora, Spirotrichea, Euplotida, Euplotidae.
AUUGUAAUUAUUUUAAUAAAUGGAAGAAGAACAGUAUAGUAUCCCAAUGUUAGGAAAUCAGCUCUCUGAGAGGUUUGGACAGGAUAUAGCCUACACAACUGUACAAAAGUGCCAGAAUCAUUGUAUCUCAAGCUACUCAGAAGGGUCUCUCCUUCCUACUGAGGAGAAAUGACUAAGAAAUUGUUUCUUGAAGAGCUAUGAUUUCUUUAAGUACGCAGAUGAAGAGAUCAAGUUCUUCCUCAGGCAAAAGCAAUAAUAAUUCCUUUAUACAUUAUAAAUGCA